AUGCGACGACUGAUUCUACUUCUUCUGCUGCCCCUGGCACUCUGUGUCAAUGCAGCAAACACGACCAACUGUCGCUGCUUCCCUGGUGAUCCUUGUUGGCCCUUGCCGCAAGAGUGGACUGACUUCAACACCACGCUUGGUGGUAAGUUGAUCUCAACAGUUCCCCUCGGUAGCGUCUGUCACACCAAGGGCGAUUUCUCAGCCUACAAUGAGCACGCAUGCGCGAAUUUGAUCGCCGACUGGGAGUUUCCCGCCACCCACUACAGGACUUGUACCUCGCCAAUGGCUUCUUGGUUCUCCAAUUUCUCUUGUGACCCAUUCAUGCCACGAGAUUCUCCGUGUACCAUGACUGCAAUCCAACCUUAUGCGGUCAAUGUGAGUGGGGUGCAGGAUGUGCGAAAGACACUCCAAUUUGCCAAAGACCACAACAUCCGCCUAGUCAUUCGCAACACCGGUCAUGAUUACCUCGGAAAGUCGACUGCACCUGGCGGUCUUGCCUUGUGGAUGCACCAUUUGAAGGGUGCUCAAUAUUUGCACCAUACUUCGGAGUCGUACAGCGGUCUUGCGCUGCGACUUGGUGCUGGCAUCCAGGGCUUUGAAGGUAUGGCUGCUGCACAUGCGCAGAAUAAGGUCAUUCUGACUGGGAACUGUGAAAGUGUGGGAAUUGCAGGUGGCUAUAGCCAAGGUGGAGGCCACGGUCAACUCGCUUCUCGGUUCGGCCUGGGGGCGGAUCAGGUCCUCGAGUGGGAGGUCGUGACUGCCGCUGGACAACAUCUCAUCGUGUCACCCGAGAAAUACUCUGAUCUGUACUGGGCUUUAUCCGGGGGUGGUGGUGGCACCUUUGCUGUGGUCAUGAGUGUCACUGUUAAAGCACAUCCAGAAGUCAGCACGGCUUCGGCCACCCUCACAUUCAGCGGGGCUUGUGUCUCAACAGAAACAUUCUGGAAUAUCGUCCGCACUUUUGUCGUUGACAUUGCUCCACUGGUCGAUGCUGGAGCCGUGGCUAUAUGGGCAGUCAUUGGAAAAUCAUUCGGUUUGACACCUAUAUCUUGGCCUGCUGGUACUGUGGAUCAGCUGCACAACGGUCUGGCGUCCACCCUGACUCUGUUGGAUCAAAGCAAGAUCAAGUAUGCAUACAACAUCCAACAAUUUCCUACAUUUUGGGACAGCUACUGCGCCAUGAACCCGCACAGCAACAUCACAGAGGCUCAGGUUGGAGGUCGACUCAUACCACGUUCCGUUCUCGAGUCUGAUCCUGCCAGCCUCAUGAAAACUCUGAGGGGGAUUUCUGAAAUGGGCGUUGUGGUAUCAGGCGUUUCCCUCAAUGUUUCCCGCUCCCCAGUGCCUUACAAUGCCGUCAACCCAGCUUGGCGAGACGCUGCCAUUUCCAUCGUUCUUGGAACGGGAUUUAACUAUACCGAUCGUGAGGAGAAUGUCAGGUGCCAGUCAUUGCUGACUGACGUCCUCGUCCCUCGCCUGACUGCAAUCAGUCCUGACAGUGGCGCCUACCUCAACGAGGCGGAUUGGAACCAACCCGACUGGCAAUCAACAUUCUAUGGCAGUAACUACCCGGCUCUGGAGGAGAUCAAACAAAAGUUUGACCCAGAUGAAGUAUUUUACGCCCGCACUGCGGUCGGAAGCGAGACAUGGUCUGAGCAAAGCGAUGGCCGGCUGUGCCGAGUUUGA
Messenger RNA from Penicillium daleae, 1686 nucleotides. RefSeq names its product FAD-linked oxidoreductase sor8. The transcript has 3 exons. Lineage: Eukaryota; Fungi; Ascomycota; Eurotiomycetes; Eurotiales; Aspergillaceae. Gene Ontology annotation, molecular function: FAD binding; oxidoreductase activity. The record is from RefSeq and is a predicted model, not a curated record. Bases 1 to 1686 code for a protein of 561 amino acids.